This is a messenger RNA of Cannabis sativa, 1470 nucleotides long. RefSeq names its product dehydration-responsive element-binding protein 2F. Gene Ontology annotation, biological process: positive regulation of DNA-templated transcription; response to stress. Gene Ontology annotation, cellular component: nucleus. The record is from RefSeq and is a predicted model, not a curated record. Bases 195 to 1118 code for a protein of 307 amino acids. NCBI's taxonomy places the organism in Eukaryota, Viridiplantae, Streptophyta, Magnoliopsida, Rosales, Cannabaceae. Gene Ontology annotation, molecular function: DNA-binding transcription factor activity; transcription cis-regulatory region binding. The transcript has a single exon.
UAUGAAAAUAAAAAUAUAGUGUCACAUGAGAUUUGAAAAAACAUUUUAAGCAAACGUGAAAACAUUUAAACCAAAGUGGUUUCUAACUCUUACAUAUCCCGCUCCUUUGAACUCAUGCAUUUCCAUUCCUCACUCACUCACUUACUCACUCACUCCUUACACUUCACUCUUCACCACUCUCACUUUUUGUUACUAUGGAAAACUACAAGAAAUCUCCAUUGAAGCCAUGGAAGAAAGGUCCAACAAGAGGCAAAGGUGGACCUUUAAACGCGUCGUGUGAGUAUCGAGGUGUUAGACAGAGGACUUGGGGGAAAUGGGUUGCUGAGAUAAGAGAACCAAAGAAGAGAACAAGGCUUUGGUUAGGCUCAUUCUCCACAGCAGAAGAAGCUGCAAUGGCUUAUGAUGAGGCUGCAAGGAGACUAUAUGGCCCUGAUGCUUAUCUCAACCUUCCACACCUUUAUCAUCAUCAACAACAACAACAACAAAACUCAAUCAAAUCUCAUAACUUUAAAUGGCUUCCUUCAAAGAAUUUCAUGUCAAUGUUUCCUUCUUGUGGUUUGCUUAACAUAAAUGCUCAGCCUAGUGUUCAUGUCAUUCAUCAGAGACUACAAGAACUCAAGCAAAAAUCAUCUCUUACUCAAAUUUCAACUUCUUCAUCUUCUUCUAGUGAUACAAAAUCUGAAACUCAUCAGAUCAAUACAGAGGAAAAAACCCAACAAGGGAAUUUAACAGAGAAGGAGAAGAAUCAUGAUGGUGGUGAUAAUGAGAAGCCUCAGAUUGAUUUACAUGAGUUUCUUCAACAGAUAGGAGUAAUGAAAGGAGAGAGAGAUAGUAAGUUAGAUGAAGAAGAAGAAGCUGAUGAUGAUGAUAUGGGAAAGCAUGUGGCUACUCAAGAUCAGACCUCAUCAUCAUUUGAAGAAAUUCAUGAUCAUGGUCAUGAGCUUGAAGCUUUUACUGACAAGAAUUUCAAUUGGGAUGCCUUGUUUGAGAUGCAUGGUAUAGCUGCAGAUCAUAAUCAUCAUAAUCAUCAUGGUGGUGCAGAAGAAGAAGUUGGUAGCUUUCAAGUUUGUGAUGUUAAUGAAGACUUGAUUUUUCCUACUUCAAUUUGGAACUUCUGAGAUAAUCAGCUGAUUUUGGAUCAAAGACUCUUAUACAUAUAUAUUAAAGAAAAAAUUUAAGAUUUUGUUAAGGGUAAUGUGUUUUUUGCAUUACCCUUUUAUCACUAAGGUAGAAAUCAGCUGAUUUUGAUAUAUAUAAUAUAUAUAUAUAUACAUAUAUAUAAAGAGUGAAAGAGAGAGAGAGUGAGAGUGAGAGUGAGAGAGAGAUUUUCUUUCUAGUAGUAAGGAGUGAGAAUAGAUUAAGUUUGUUGUUCUACUUGUAAACUUAUAUGGUUUAAUAGAAAUAAUAUGGUUUUGUUUAGUUUAUUAUUAUAAAAUGAUUUUCUUUUUGGUCACAUAAUCAUAUAAUACA